Acanthoscelides obtectus is the source of this 430-nucleotide messenger RNA. NCBI's taxonomy places the organism in Eukaryota, Metazoa, Arthropoda, Insecta, Coleoptera, Chrysomelidae. The record is from the annotation of a GenBank genome assembly.
GUACACGUAUUUUCGUUUCCAUUGAAUGAAAACUGUCGUAAAAGAUGGCUCAAUGCAAUCCCUCGUAGUGAUGUAGUGGUUACAAAAUACACCCCAGUAUGUAAUUUGCACUUUGCUGAGGACAGCAUCAUUUGGGAAUCCACCUUGCAUGACGAAAAGACAGGACAUAUCAAGCAGAAGAAGCCGAGAUGAGAAAUUGAGGGAGAAGGAACAAGAACAACUACUUAAAGCACUGCAAACUAGCAUUGAUGAUUAUUCAUCCUUUCAAAAAUCAACUUGUUUUCAAAAUUAUUCAGAGUUUCUCACAGUUUUCAGUCCGUGGCAAUGUCCAUAUGGGUGGCAUAAAAUUGAUCAGGAUAAAGUUACUUUGUUUAAGUUACAGAGAAUAUAAACCAGCACCCAUCAUAACUCACUCUGUAAUUGUUGAUAA